GCUCCUGUGCCGGUUGUAAAGCGCUCAGGAGUGACGCUGGGAGGAGUGGUCGGAGGGGGGACUGUCUACUCUCCGCGCGCCCCUUGCCCUGGCCCGUCCCAGCCCCAGCCCCUAUCUCUUUACAGGACCGCUGCACAGUCCGGAGUUAUUCCAGGAAUGCGAUGAAACAUGGCUGCCGCGAUGAAGGCGCAGAAGACGGGACUGCUGGAACUUCGCGUCACCGUGGACCGUUGGAUCCGCGUGCUGGCUACACUGACCGAGGACACGCUCACUGUUAACCCGGGGGAAAGUCCCGAGGAGCCCGCGAAGCCAAGCCCCAGCCCUAGCCCGGUCGGUGCCAUAAACGGAGAUCCACCGAACCUCAGCUCGUCCCCGGUGCCGGAAACCAUCACCAACGUAAAGCGCACGGUGCGAGUUACCAAACAAGAUGUUGGAGGACUCGGAAUCAGCAUUAAAGGUGGAAAGGAGAACAAGAUGCCAAUUCUCAUCUCAAAGAUUUUCAAAGGGCUGGCAGCGGACCAGACGGAGGCGCUUUAUGUGGGCGACGCCAUUUUGUCCGUCAAUGGGUUUGACUUACGAGAGGCCACGCACGACGAGGCUGUCCAGGCCUUGAAGAAAACGGGCAAAGAAGUCAUCCUUGAAGUCAAGUACAUCAAGGAGAUGUCGGCCUUCUUUAAGACAUCUGGCUCCCCCGGCUCUGCGCUCCCGUGGGACUCUCCCCCCUCCACACCACAGAGGGGCGCCCCUGAGCCCACCCCCGCUGAGCUGAGAGAACCCCGUAAUAUCCCACUCAAGAUGUGUCAAGUGUCGCGGAAACAGUGCCCCCCGGAUACAGAACACAGGUAUUUCGAAGUGGUUUCAUCCAACAGAAAGAACUCUCUGUUCCUGCGGGCAAAAGACCCAGCUAUGGCUCAGUCUUGGUACAAUGCCAUCCAGGCAGGAGCUGCCAGCCUGUUACCACGAGUCAAGGAGGAGAUGAGGAGCAUGCAGCCCCAUAUGGAGGUCAAACAUCUGGGCUGGAUAGCUGAGCAGAUGACCCAGGGCCCAGAGAAGCCGGUGCUGGCCGUUCUGACGGACAAAGACCUGCUGCUUUACUCCUCACUGCCCGAAAACAAGGAGAGCCUCAACAACCCCUCCAAGAGCUACCCCCUCAUCACAACCAGACUGGUGCAUUCGGGCCCCGGUAAAUCGUCUCCUCUUCUGGACUCAGAGUUGUCUUUUGGGGUGCGCUCGGGGACAAAGCAGGGUGUGGAGACUCAUUUGUUCAGAGUGGACUCGGCCAAAGAGCUGUCUCUGUGGACCCACCUGCUGGUAGAGGGCUGCCACUGCGCCGCGGAGCUCGUCAAGGAGGUUUCUACAGCGUGUAGCUGGAAUGGUAAGGAGUGCACUCUGGGUGUGCACAUAGACGAGGGCUUCACUCUGUACACUGAGGAGAUGGGAGUGAGGAAGAGUGUCCUGCUGCAGCAACCUUUUGAGCGCCUCAAGAUGUCCUCCGACGACGGGGUCCGCAUGAUAUUCCUCGACUUUGGAGGCCCUGAGAGUGAAAUACAACUGGACCUCCACUGUUGCCCCAAAACUCUAGUCUUCAUCAUCCACUCUUUCCUGUCUGCAAAGGUCAAACGACUAGGGCUGCUGGCAUGAUAAAGACAUAUAUAUGCAUACACAGCAAUAGGAAUAUCCAAUAAAACAACAUGCACAACCGGAAAAGCAGCCUAUCCAGCACCCUGGUCUUCUAAACGCACCAAGGAGGAACUAAUGAUGGACCUUUUGAUGAUUGUAAGUUUACUGGGGACAGAUUAUACCAACGCGCUCGAUUCUGACAGCCUGCAUCUUAAUAUUUUUUCAAAGUUGACACGUUUAUUGCAUUGUAGCACAUUUUUUGAUUUGUUUUGAGUCACAGCAAGCCUUUUGUCGCACGUCUUUUCAUUGUUUAAUCUGUCUGUUCGCGCUGUAAGCAUUGAUAAAAGGGUAUUUCACGCUGACUGAUGCUAGACAAACAUUUUUUUGUUUUGUUUUUUUCUUGUGUUCUUUGUAAAUGACGGCAGCUCGAGCAGAGUGACAGGAUGACACCACGACUGAAGGCUCUGUGUUCGCUGCUCUGUAUAAAUAAGUGUGCAGAUUAUCACUGUGCGAAACAAAGUAAUACACCACUCGGUACCGCGGCUGUAAGAAUGUAUUCACGGAACAUUUUUGAAGACUUUUCAGCAUUUUAAAGAUAGACGAUUUUGUUUUAAGUUGUUCAUCUUUCUGAAACCCACAGAGAGGACUGAAACAUGACCAGAAACUAAGAAAACAUGAGACAAAGCCAUGCUUGAACCAGGACUAAACUAGAACUAAACCAGGUUUUAACAGCCAACUAACUUGGAUUAAGCCAAUACAAGUAAUUCCCAAACCAGGCAGGACUUAAAUCACGAUUAAAUUCAGAAGAAACCAGGUCUUAAAAGGGCACAAUGUAACUUUUCAGGUUUAGUGUCUGACGUAUUCUUAUAGGAGAUGGUAUUGUAUUGCUUAAAAUGUUCUACAGUACAACAUUAAACAUAUGUAUCUCCAUGGAGACAAGCGGUUGGCCCUACUAAGUAAAGUUACAGGUCAAAUCUAUGUAGAGGCGACUCCAUUUAAAGUAAGAAUGUUUGUUUAUUUCAUCUAUAGGACGGAUUAUCAUAAAUGCAAGAUUGAGAUCGAGAUGCAUAGGUGACAGACUCCACUGGAAAAGUUGCAUAGUGUUUCUUUAUCCAGGACUAAGCUAAACUAAGUCGUAACCAGGAUUAUUGCACGACUACACUGCAACACAACCAGGACUAAAAUGGGUUGGAAAAUAACUGAAAUAACUGUGGUACUUACAAAAUUAUGGGUACGGCCCUGUGGGGAAUACAAGAACUGUACGAUAUAAAUCUGAUUUAAUUUGACUUUUCUUUUUUUUUUUUUUUUGGAUAUUGUUACACUAUAUUUUAAUAUGAAACAUGAAUCAGAAGCAGGAAUUUAUGUCAUUCUUCAUAACUUUUACACGUUUUUGUCACAUCCUGUUUGAGAUACAGAUGCCAUUGAAUUUGAAACGAGCUACUAAAGAAUCAGAUAUUUUUAAGAGCAUUUUAGUAGAUUUUUGUAUUUCGAAAAAAAUAAUUAUAGUUUCACAUGAGGAUUUUUUUUUUUUUUUUUUUGAAAUGUGACUUUUCAUCAUUUUGUUGGAGGAUUUCCAUUUCACACAGUUAAAAACAGCUAACCCAUAUUGUAAAACUAGACUGUUAAAUUGUGCUUUAGAACAACCACUUAAUUUGGUACAGUAUAUAUUUUUUUCUUGUAUGUGAAAGCCCUGUUUAUGUUUAUAUACAGGUCAAACUGUGCUUUGUUUUUGGAGAAUUAUUAGUUUAAAUUUUACCAAUAUUUUAGUACAAUUUAUUUGAAUAGUUUUUUUGAAUUAUUUAAUAGAUUUUAUCAGCUGUUACACUUUUUUGCCAUCAAUAUUUGUAUAAAUUGACAGAAACUAAACGCUGCCUUUUCUUUAGCCAACCCCUAAAAGACUGUAUUAAUAUAUAUUUCAAGACUAAACGUUGUUUUGUUUCCAGAAUAAGAUGUAUUGUAUAUUCUUAUUUAAAUAAAAGUGUGCCUUGCUGGGUUGUUUGUAUAUAAACAAAUAAUAAACUUUUCAUUACACAUUU
Periophthalmus magnuspinnatus is the source of this 3656-nucleotide messenger RNA. It is a transcript of the gene snta1, whose product is annotated as syntrophin, alpha 1. The transcript has 8 exons. NCBI's taxonomy places the organism in Eukaryota, Metazoa, Chordata, Actinopteri, Gobiiformes, Gobiidae. The coding region runs from base 169 to 1641 and encodes 490 amino acids. Gene Ontology annotation, molecular function: structural molecule activity; protein binding. Gene Ontology annotation, cellular component: neuromuscular junction; intracellular anatomical structure; sarcolemma. The record is from RefSeq and is a predicted model, not a curated record.